Messenger RNA from Folsomia candida, 2699 nucleotides. RefSeq lists its product as uncharacterized. NCBI's taxonomy places the organism in Eukaryota, Metazoa, Arthropoda, Collembola, Entomobryomorpha, Isotomidae. The record is from RefSeq and is a predicted model, not a curated record. The coding region runs from base 443 to 1567 and encodes 374 amino acids. The transcript has 6 exons.
UAGCCUCUGUGCAGAUCUUGUGCAAGUCACAAUGAAAAUUUAUGCAGAUUUUGUGCAGAUAUUUUAGUACAAUAAAAUUUGUGCAUGAAAAGUAAACAUUAUGCACUAACACAUAUUUACAAGUCUAUUUGUACAAAAUGUUUACCAACUUUGUACGUAUUUCUGGGCAUCUACUUAGUAAUUAAAUAUAUGUAUAAGUUUUAUGCAAACUUAUCUACAUUAAAAUUGUACCAUAAAAUCUGUAUCAAAUAUGCACCAAAUAUGCACCAAAUAAUAUAUGAAUUCUGCUGCAGAUUUCCAUGCACCAAACUAGCAUCAAAUAUGCACAAAGAAAAAAAGGGUGAUCAGGCGCCAUCUUCAUGCUACACAGUUCUCUACUCAUUUCCUACAGCCGUCAAAACGUGGUUUUCUUCUUUCUUAAAAUAUUAAAUAAUUAAUUAAUAUGGAAAAAUUGGUUCAAAGUGCAGACCAAAGUGAUAAAACUUUCACGGUGGUCGAGUUUCACUUAGAUAAUGGAGUAAGUGUUGUUCCAAGUUCUUGGAUAUCGGAAAAAGUAGGAAAAAAGUUUUGUCCGUUUCCUGAUCCGAUUCCGAAGGAUUUUGAAAGAAUUCAAUCCAACCUAAAUAGUGUUCCUGGCCAGGAUUGGAUUACUUAUGAAGUCACUUGUGUCAGAGUUCAUGAUAACUACAAAAGAGCACAGGGAAAAGCAAAAAAGCACAUUAGGAAUCAACAGGUUGACUCGACUGAUGCAGAAUUAGGACGAGGAAAACGAUUUCGAAAAAAUGAAGAAGUCCUUGUCACCCUGGCCGUAUCAGAACCACCUCCGUCGUUGCUUCAUCAAAUAAAUAGUGGCUCGAGUCGGCAAGUGAACGGUCCUGCUGAAAUCCCAAACGAUCAACAGCUGCAGACCCUACAAAUUCCAUACAUACGAGUUGAGGCGGAUCAGCAACUCUCAGAGCUAUUUUCAGAAUUUAGAAAUUUUCAAGAAGAAUCAUUACGAAACCAAGCAUUUUUACUGGAACGAGUGCAAAAUUUGGAGAAUCUUCUAUUGAACUCAUUACAAAAUCGAGGUGCCAACUCCCGCUGGGCUGGAUGGAAAUGGCCAAUUAAAACAACAGCUGACGUGGAUGCAGUCGAAUUAUGGUUAUUGGACCCACGCAACUACCAGGAAGAAGUUUUGAUAUUGUCAAAAGUUGGUGGUAAUUCCGGUGGCACGAAGUGUGUUUACGACACCCUUGAUUGGAUGAUUUGUCAUCAACUGGCGCUGACCCUUCGCUAUACCAGUAAGAGUGGAAAAACAGCAGUUGGGGAUAAGUUAUUCGUAAAACUUACUCGUGAGUCCGUCAGACUAUCAAAUCCUGGAUUAACGGAUCGCCAGAUCAAUCGCUUCAUUGCUUCCUGGUUUCGACAGUCCUCACAACGUGAUAAAUCGAGAAAUGAAAACAAAACUGGUCACCCCACGCAGAACACUGCAACGGCGAGCGGAGAGGGUGGUCACCGCGGCACUCAAGAGAAUUCGAACUCAACGAACUCAACGUACGACAACGAUUCUGGCAGAGACGAGUAAUGAAGACGAAUCAAACAACCAGCAUUCUCGUCACAUCGCUAAUUUAGAACAUGUAGAAAGUAAUUUGCAAAUUGAGGAAGCUGAAAAUCUUAUGCCAACUUGUUCUGUUAUCCCACCAAUUAAUAAUAAGUCUAAAUUAAUUCAGUUAGGUAAAUGGGCAACCGAGUUUAAUAUUAGUCAUAUCGCUCUGUCAAAACUAUUAUAUUUAGCCCGUGAAUUUUCUAGAAUUACGGAAUCUUUUAACACUUAAAAUUGGAAUAGAUGGGUUGCCAAUUUCCAGAAGUUCAAACAAGCAAUUUUGGCCAAUUUUAGGGAAGCUGGAUCAAGAUCCAAGAUCGAGAGUUUUUAUAAUUAGUUUAUUUUAUGGAUCUCAAAAGCCACAAAGUUUAGAAACCUUCUUGGGUCCAUUUGUCAAAGAAAUGCUAAAAUUGGAGCAAAAUGGUGUGCACGCUAAAGGCUGUCAUUAUUCAGUUAGGAUUCGCUGUCUUGUAGCUGAUGCGCCGGCUCGCAGCUUUCUUAAGCGAAUAAAAGCCCACAAUGGUUAUUUUGGAUGUGAAAGGUGUUAUCGCAGAGGUAGUUAUAAAAAUUCCCGUAUUCUCUAUUCAAUUAAAGCUCCUUGUGAAGAAUAUACGGACCAGUCUUUUAGAGAGCGUUGGUACGAAUGUCAUCACAAAGACGUUUUGCCAUCUCCUUUAGAAUCAUUGUCUCUUGGUAUGAUUUCACAGAUUCCUUUAGAUUACAUGCACCUUUGCUUAUUAGGAACAAUGAAAAAAUUAUUGCUUGUUUGGACGGAAAGCGGCCACAUAAAUUAUCCAGUGUUCAACAAAAAAUAAUAUCAGAUAGAUUAAUUAAUUUUAGAGUUCAAGUACCUAAAGAAUUUGCUCGAAAAUGUCGAGGUAUUAAUGACUUAAAACAUUGGAAAGCCACCGAGUUUAGACUUUUCUUACUAUAUGUUGGUCCCGCUACGUUAAGGAAUAUUCUUGACGCAAAAAAGUAUGAACAUUUUCUAUUAUUUCACUCUGCGAUGUAUAUUUUAGUUUGUAGUCCUUUAGAACGUAAAUGGAUAGAUUUUGCACAAAGUUUACUAAACAAAUUUGUGCACGAGAUUCCUAAACUUUAUUACAAGGAAUUA